CGCCGCUGAGGGCGGCCAUGGCCGGCCCGGCCCCGGGGAGCCUCGGCCGCGCCGCUCCCCGCCUCCCCGCGAGGUUCCCUCCGGGAAACGGCGCCAGUGGAAAUUAAAUACCUCCUGCCGGAGUUGGUUUCCUCGCCUGGGCUUGCUGCCGCGUGGCGGGAGAUGAGCAGGGACCUCAGGGGCGGGGGAUGCGCGCGGGGCAGAGGCUCGCAGCGGUGGCGCGGAGGAUGGAGAGGAGCGUGGAGAGGAGGAGGAGGAGGAUGGCGAGGCAGAGGACAGAAGGGAGAGCCCAAAAGGAUGCCCGACCCCGCAAAACCUCGACUAGUCCAAUCAACGAUGGAACAAUUUAUUCCCUAUAAGGGCUGGAAACUUUAUUUCUCUGAAGUUUACAAUGACAAGUCUCCUUUUGUCCAGAAGACUCAAGCCUUUGAAAAGUUCUUUGUGCAGCGUAUUGAGCUUUAUGACAAGGAUGAAAUAGAAAGAAAAGGAAGCAUUCUCGUGGAUUAUAAGGAGCUAAUCCAGGACAGGGAGCUGACUAAAUCGCUACCAGACAUAUCUGCCGAGCUAAGGGACAUGCCUCAGAAAAUACUGCAGUGCAUGGGGCUGGCGAUUCACCAGGUGCUCACCAAGGACCUGGAGAGACACGCAGCAGAGCUGCAGGUGCAGGAGGGUUUGCCCCUGGAUGGGGAGCCUAUCAUAAACGUGCCUCUCAUCCACGCCAGGGUGUACAACUACGAGCCCCUAACGCAGCUGAAAAACGUCCGGGCCAACUGCUACGGCAAAUACAUCGCCCUGCGUGGCACCGUGGUGAGGGUCAGCAACAUCAAACCCCUGUGCACCAACCUGGCCUUCGUCUGUGCCGCCUGUGGGGAUGUGCAGAGAGUCCCUCUCCCCGACGGGAAGUACACCCUGCCCACCAAGUGCCUUGUUCCCGAGUGCCGGGGCCGGUCCUUCACAGCUGACAGGAGCUCUCCUCUAACCACCACGGUGGACUGGCAGUCUGUCAAGGUGCAGGAGCUGAUGUCGGACGACCAGCGGGAAGCGGGACGGAUCCCGCGCACCAUCGAGUGCGAGCUGGUGCAGGAUCUGGUGGACAGCUGUGUCCCAGGAGACAUGGUCACAGUCACGGGCAUAGUGAAGGUGUCAAGCACCGAGGAAGGAGCUUCUAAAAAUAAGAAUGACAAGUGUCUGUUCUUAUUGUACAUCGAGGCAAAUUCUGUCAGCAACAGUAAAGGACAAAAACUGAAGAAUUUUGAUGAUGAGACUUUUCAGAGAUCGUUUAUGGAAUUUUCCCUUAAAGACCUCUAUGCCAUCCAAGAAAUUCAAGCUGAGGAAAAUCUGUUCAAGCUCAUUGUGAACUCUCUUUGUCCUGCAAUCUAUGGCCACGAGAUUGUGAAGGCAGGUUUGGCCCUGGCCUUGUUUGGAGGAUGCCAGAAGUUUGUGGAUGACAAGAACAGAAUCCCAGUGCGAGGAGAUCCACAUGUCCUGGUUGUUGGAGAUCCAGGAUUAGGAAAAAGUCAAAUGUUGCAGGCCGUGUGUAACGUCGCUCCUCGAGGUGUGUAUGUCUGUGGUAACACUUCCACCAGCUCUGGCCUGACUGUUACACUGUCCAGGGAUGGCACUUCUGGAGAUUUUGCCUUGGAAGCUGGUGCCUUAGUGCUUGGAGAUCAAGGGAUUUGUGGAAUAGAUGAAUUUGACAAGAUGGGAAACCAGCACCAGGCUUUGUUGGAAGCCAUGGAGCAGCAGAGCAUCAGCCUGGCCAAAGCUGGCAUCGUUUGCAGUCUGCCAGCUCGGACAUCCAUUGUUGCUGCAGCAAACCCCGUCGGAGGACAUUAUAACAAAGCCAAAACAGUGUCUGAGAACCUAAAAAUGGGGAGCGCCCUGCUGUCAAGAUUUGACCUGGUGUUCAUCCUGCUGGACACGCCCAACGAGGACCACGACCACCUGCUGUCCGAGCACGUGAUGGCCAUGCGGGCCGGCCGGCGCGCCGCCUGCAGCAGCGCCACGGUCACCAGGGCCAGCAGCUCCCAGGAGCGCUCUGUCCUCCAGGCCACCUCAGAUCGACCCCUGCUGCAGAGGCUGAAGAUCUCAACAGGAGAAAACUUUGAUGCCAUUCCCCAUCAGCUGCUGAGGAAGUACGUCGGAUAUGCUCGGCAGUACGUGCACCCAAAGUUAUCCCCCGAGGCUGCACAAGUCCUGCAGGAAUUCUACCUGGAGCUCCGGAAGCAGAACCAAGGAGCAGACAGCACCCCCAUCACCACGAGGCAGCUGGAGUCCCUGAUCCGACUGACAGAGGCACGAUCAAGGUUGGAAUUAAGAGAGAAAUCUACCAAGGAAGACGCUGAGGAUGUAAUAGAGAUAAUGAAAUACAGCAUGCUGGGGACCUACUCGGAUGAGUUUGGAAAGCUGGACUUUGAGCGUUCCCAGCACGGCUCUGGGAUGAGCAAUCGCUCACAGGCCAAGAGGUUCGUGUCUGCCCUGAGCAGCGUUGCAGAGAGGACCUACAACAACCUCUUCGACCUGCAGCAGCUGCGGCACAUCGCCAGGGAGCUGCAGAUACGGGUGUCUGAUUUCGAAAGCUUUAUUGGAUCCCUAAAUGAUCAGGGAUAUCUUCUGAAAAAAGGUCCAAGGGUUUAUCAGCUCCAGACCAUGUGAGAGGAGUCACUGUGCUGAACUUCCUUGGGAUGAUCAUUCCCCUGGAGAGAAGGAUCUGCAGCAGGGAGGCACAUCCUGAGCUGAGCUGCACCUGCCACAGCACUGGGCUCUGCUGGGCUGGACAUUCCCCGGCAGGGAAUGAAACUGCAAAGCUGCAUCAGGAGUGCAAGGUGUGUCUUUAUACUGUUAGAGUGCCAGAAAGGGACUUUACUUCUAAAAGAGAUGCUGGACCCAAAAAUCUCUCAGGAGAGGAUGAUACGAGCUGUACUUUCAGCGCUGUAGUUCAUUUCAGGUGUAGAAAUGUUUCCAAAAGUUGUUUUAUAGCUGUUACAAAAUGACACUUCAUUGAAACUGACUUAUUUUCUGCUUUGAAACGUGGUCUUUGGAACCAAGGUUCUAUUUGAAAUCCAAGUCUGAUUUAAGAAAAUACCCUUAUUGCAAUGUUUAAUUUGUAAAGCAGGGAUUGGAUUUUGACUUUCAUUAAACUUUAUAUGUGAGAA
Hirundo rustica (Barn swallow) is the source of this 3155-nucleotide messenger RNA. RefSeq names its product minichromosome maintenance 8 homologous recombination repair factor (gene MCM8). Bases 163 to 2655 code for a protein of 830 amino acids. The record is from RefSeq and is a predicted model, not a curated record. NCBI's taxonomy places the organism in Eukaryota, Metazoa, Chordata, Aves, Passeriformes, Hirundinidae. Gene Ontology annotation, cellular component: MCM complex; nucleus. The transcript has 18 exons. Gene Ontology annotation, molecular function: ATP binding; ATP hydrolysis activity; single-stranded DNA helicase activity. Gene Ontology annotation, biological process: double-strand break repair via homologous recombination.